This is a messenger RNA of Mobula hypostoma (lesser devil ray), 10332 nucleotides long. RefSeq names its product chromodomain helicase DNA binding protein 1 (gene chd1). Gene Ontology annotation, cellular component: chromatin; nucleus. NCBI's taxonomy places the organism in Eukaryota, Metazoa, Chordata, Chondrichthyes, Myliobatiformes, Myliobatidae. Gene Ontology annotation, molecular function: ATP-dependent chromatin remodeler activity; DNA binding; ATP hydrolysis activity. The coding region runs from base 709 to 6114 and encodes 1801 amino acids. Gene Ontology annotation, biological process: regulation of transcription by RNA polymerase II; nucleosome organization. The record is from RefSeq and is a predicted model, not a curated record. The transcript is spliced from 37 exons.
GAAGGAACGCCGAGCGCGAGCUCCCGGGCUGACGUGCGGCCGCCGGGGAAGCGGCUCGAGCCGGGGGGGAGGGAGCCCGAGAGGAGGGCUCGCGCCCGCGCACAUUCCAUCAGCAGCCGGCGUUGGCGGAGUGGAGGGGCCUGGGCGGGCGGACCGACCCACCGACCCGCACCGACGCAGCAGCGCGCUAGGCCGAGGCCUGCAAGUGGAUGUACAGUGCGGUCCGCCAGCCGCAGCCACAGGCGCUUUGUUGUUCAUCCAAGGCCCAGCGCACAGCCACCCUGAGGUUGGGAGCAAGCUGUGCUGGAAGACUGUAGGCAUUUGCAGGACAUAAUUGUUUUAUUUUUCUCUCCGUUUGGAUUUUUUUUCUCCCUCACAUCUUCCUUUGUCUGACAUGUUCACUUUCCGGGAGUAAGUUAAUCCGUACAUGUUCAAUGACGACCGAACAUGGGGUCCGGUGUUUCCCGGCAAAAUUGGCGAUUUACAUUAGACGGUAAUGGUGGAAGUGACAUUACAAUACGGCCAUGGGUAUCGAUUAACAAGAUUGUCUUUUACAUCAACGUGUAUACUAAACGUGGGACACGCAUUUGGAGAAUACGCAGAAAUAUAAGAACCGGUGUGGGCCGAUCUGUUUUAUUUCGAAGCGGGAUCUUGGCAGUUUUCUAGCUUGUGAAGACUCAUUUGAUACUUUCCUUUUCGAACCUGCAAAUGGAGGGUCACGGUGAUGAGGACAGCGUCAGUAACAGUAGUGGAGACUCAAGCCAAUCUGACAAAGAGUCAGGCUCAAGUUCUGAGAGCAGCAGUGAUGGAAGCAGCAGCCAAUCUGAUAGCAAUGACUCCAGUGACUCUGACAGUGGUUCAGACUCUGCCAGCCAAUCUGAUUCUGAUUCAUCUGGUUCCGAAAGUAAUGCAUCAUCUAGAGGAAAGAGACCAAUUGAAAAUAAAGUCCUAAAAACGGAUGGAGCAGAGUUUUGGAAAUCAAAUCCAAGUAUUUUGGCUGUGCAGAGAUCUGGAAUGUUAAGAAAACAACAACUACAACAGCAGCAACUUUCUUCAAACAACAGUUCAGAGGAGGAUUCAUCAAGCAGUGAAGAUUCUGAUGAAGACUCAUCUUCAGAGGACACAGCUAGACAUGUGAAACGUAGAGAUGAAGACUGGCAGAUGUCUGGCUCCGGUUCUGAGGAGGAAGAUUUUCGAGAGAAGAGUACUUCAGGAGACAGUGAGUCUGACUACCAGCCCAACAACAAAGUAAAAAGCAGGAAGCCUCAGUGCAGGGCCAAAACGAAAAAGCUGAAGAAGGGGAAGGGACUGAAGAGACCAGUUGAAUCAUCAGAUGAAGAUGAUGAUGACGAUGAUGAGCAUAAGAGGAGUUCCCGUCGUCAGGCAACAGUAAAUGUCAGCUAUAAGGAAGAUGAAGAUGCUAAAACAGAUUCUGAUGAUUUGCUUGAAAUCUGUGGGGAGGAUCUCCCUCCUCCCCCAGAAGAAGAAGAAGAAUUUGAAACAUUAGAGAGGGUAAUGGAAUCGCGAACAGGAAGGAAAGGAGCAACUGGUGCAGCCACUACUACCUAUGCAGUAGAGGCUGAGGGUGACCCCAAUGGUGGUUUUGACCCAUUGAGGGAGGUUGGAGAGCAGCAGUAUCUAAUUAAGUGGAAGGGAUGGUCUCACCUUCACAACACCUGGGAAAGUGAAGAAACGCUUUUGCAACAGAAUACAAAAGGAAUGAAGAAAUUGGAGAACUAUAAGAAAAAGGAGGAGGAAACCAAGCGAUGGUUGAAAACAGCAUCCCCUGAAGAUAUUGAAUACUUGAACUGUCAACAGGAAUUGGUGGAUGAUUUGCAUAGGCAGUAUCAGUUGGUGGAACGAAUAAUUGCACACUCCAACCAGAAGUCUGCUUCCGGUCAUCCAGACUACUUGUGCAAAUGGCAAGGGCUACCCUACUCUGAGUGUAGCUGGGAAGAUGGUGCCCUUAUGUCCCGAAAGUUUCAGUCACACAUUGAUGCAUAUACUAACCGGAACCAAUCCAAAACCAUCCCUUUGAAGGAGUGUAAGGUCUUAAAGCAAAGACCCAGAUUUGUUGCACUGAAGAAACAGCCAGCCUACAUUGGUAGCUCUGAUGUAUUGGAGCUCAGAGACUAUCAGUUAGAUGGCUUAAAUUGGUUGGCACACUCCUGGUGCAAGAACAAUAGUGUUAUUCUUGCUGAUGAAAUGGGUCUGGGGAAAACUAUACAAACCAUCUCCUUCCUUAGUUAUAUAUUCCAUGACCAUCAGCUGUUUGGGCCUUUCCUUUUAGUAGUUCCGCUAUCAACGCUCACUUCUUGGCAACGUGAAAUUGAGAUGUGGGCACCUGAGAUGAACGUCGUUGUUUACUUAGGAGACAUUAGUAGCCGUAAUAUGAUAAGAACGUACGAAUGGAUGCAUCCUCAGACUAAGAGAUUGAAGUUCAAUAUCUUGCUGACAACAUAUGAGAUCCUGCUUAAAGACAAGUCAUUCCUUGGAAGUGUAAAUUGGGCUUUCAUCGGGGUAGACGAAGCUCAUCGUUUGAAGAAUGAUGAUUCUCUACUUUAUAAAACCAUGAUGGAUUUUAAGUCAAAUCACAGGCUGCUCAUAACAGGAACUCCACUCCAAAACUCGCUUAAAGAACUCUGGUCUCUCCUUCACUUCAUCAUGCCAGAAAAGUUUUCUUCCUGGGAAGUGUUUGAAGAGGAGCAUGGAAAAGGGAGAGAAGUUGGUUAUACAAGCCUUCACCGAGAACUGGAGCCAUUCUUGUUGCGGAGGGUGAAAAAGGACGUUGAGAAGUCUCUACCUGCUAAAGUUGAACAGAUCUUACGAGUGGAAAUGAGCGCAGUGCAAAAGCAAUAUUACAAGUGGAUUUUAACCAGGAAUUAUAAAGCCUUGAGCAAAGGGUGUAAAGGCAGUACAUCUGGGUUCCUGAAUAUCAUGAUGGAACUUAAAAAGUGUUGUAACCAUUGCUACCUCAUUAAAUUCCCAGAAGACAAUGAUUUGUAUAACAGACAGGAGGCCUUACAGCACAUGAUCCGUAGCAGUGGGAAACUGAUACUGUUGGACAAGUUGCUUUGUCGACUAAAAGAACGAGGCCACAGAGUUCUUAUCUUCUCUCAAAUGGUUCGAAUGCUGGACAUUCUAGCUGAAUAUCUGAAAUGUCGACAGUUUUGUUUCCAGCGACUAGAUGGAUCUAUUAAGGGAGAACUGAGGAAGCAGGCCCUGGACCAUUUCAAUGCAGAAACAUCAGAUGACUUCUGCUUUCUGCUGUCGACCAGAGCAGGAGGAUUAGGUAUAAACUUGGCAUCUGCUGACACUGUAGUUAUUUUUGAUUCGGACUGGAAUCCGCAGAAUGAUUUACAGGCACAAGCAAGAGCUCAUAGAAUUGGUCAGAAAAAGCAGGUUAAUAUUUAUCGGCUAGUUACAAAGGGAACAGUAGAGGAAGAGAUAAUUGAAAGAGCAAAGAAGAAGAUGGUGCUGGAUCACCUUGUUAUACAGAGAAUGGAUACAACGGGGAAGACUGUGCUGCACACUGGUUCCAAUCCUACAAAUUCAACUCCAUUUAAUAAAGAAGAACUGGCAGCUAUCUUGAAGUUUGGAGCCGAGGAGCUUUUCAAAGAACCAGAAGGAGAGGAGCAAGAACCACAGGAAAUGGAUAUUGAUGAAAUCCUUUGUCGUGCUGAAACCCAUGAGAAUGAACAGGGGCCUACCACUGUUGGGGAGGAGCUGCUAUCCCAGUUCAAGGUGGCAAACUUUUCAACAAUGGAUGACGACCUUGAGCCUCAGCGCAAUAACAGGGACUGGGAUGACAUCAUUCCAGAAGCACAGCGAAGAAGGAUGGAGGAAGAAGAAAGGCAGAAAGAACUUGAAGAGAUCUACUUGCUUCCUCGAAUGCGCAAUUGUGCCAAACAGAUAAGCUUUAAUGGAAGUGAAGGAAGGCGAAGAAGAAGACGGUCUUCAGAGUCUGACAGUGACUCAAUUUCUGAAGGGAAGCGACCUAAAAAACGUGGAAGACCUCGGACAAUUCCUCGUGAAAAUAUUAAAGGGUUUAGUGAUGCUGAGAUUCGAAGGUUUAUCAAGAGUUACAAGAAGUUUGGUGGACCUCUGGAUAGAUUGGAAGCAAUUGCUCGUGAUGCUGAACUGGUGGAUAAGUCAGAAGUCGACCUCAGGAGAUUGGGAGAGAUGGUGCAUAAUGGUUGCAUUAAGGCUCUACGAGAGUCCACUGGGCAGGAGAAAACGGCUGCCAGGCGUGGUAAGGUGAAAGGUCCUACGUUCCGCAUCUCAGGUGUUCAGGUGAAUGCUAAACUCGUCAUUGCACAUGAAGAGGAGCUUGCACCUUUGCACAAAUCUAUUCCACCAGAUCCAGAGGAUAGGAAGAAGUAUACCAUCCCAUGUCAUACUAAAGCUGCUCAUUUUGAUGUGGAGUGGAACAAAGAAGAUGACUCCAAUCUUUUAAUAGGCAUCUAUGAAUAUGGAUAUGGCAGCUGGGAGAUGAUUAAAAUGGACCCUGACCUCAAUUUAACGCACAAGAUUUUGCCUGAUGAUCCAGAUAAGAAGCCCCAGGCCAAACAAUUGCAGACCAGAGCUGACUACCUCAUCAAACUACUAAGUAAAGAUCUGGCCAGAAAGGAGGCACAAAGGCUUGCUGAGGCCAAUUCGAGAAAAAGAAAGCCAAGGAAUAAACGAAGCAAAGCAGUGAAAAUUGUGAAAGUAGAAGACAUCAAAAGCGAUUCAUCAUCACCGCCACCACCUUCAGUCAAAAGCUCAGAUGAGGAAGGAGAGAUCAAGGAUGAUACAGCAGGAACAAAGCCCUCAAAAAAGAAAUUGAGAAUAGAAAGAGAUGUUGAAGAGAAAGAACAGGAAAUUGUCGUCAAGAGAGAGUCUGAAGACAAAGAAAUCAAAAAAGAAAUAAAAGAAACCAGAAAAGAUAAAAAGGAAAAGGAAGAAAAGAAAGAAACAAAAGAAAAAGAUGCAAAGAAAGAAAUAAAAGAAAAGGAGGAUAAGGAUAAAGAACCUAUUUAUAAAGAUAAAGAAGUAAAAGAAGAGAAGGUAAUUGAAGCCAAGUCAGAGAUGAAGGAGAAGCCUAAAAAGACUGAUGUCUCAGUUCAUUAUCCAGCAAGCGGUGAUCCGGUUCCAAUCUCAGAAGAGACAGAAGAACUUGAUCAGAGUACAUUUAGUAUUUGUAAAGAGAGAAUGAGACCUGUAAAAGCAGCACUGAAACAGUUAGACAGACCUGAAAAGGGCCUUUCGGAAAAGGAGCAGCUGGAACACACCAGGCAGUGCCUGAUUAAAAUAGGAGACCACAUCACUGAAUGUUUGAAAGAAUAUUCGAACCCAGAACAAAUCAAACAGUGGAGAAAAAAUCUCUGGAUCUUUGUUUCAAAGUUCACAGAAUUUGAUGCAAGAAAGCUGCAUAAACUCUACAAGCAUGCAAUCAAGAAACGACUGGAGAAUUCUCGGCAUAACGAUCAGCACAGCAGUACUCUUGGUUCCCAGCAUGCCAAACUCUCAGAAUCUGAAAAACCCAAGGAGAAUUCACACAAUGAUGACAGCAGUAGGGAUAGUCAUUCAUCUGAAAGACACCAUUCAUCUCAUUAUCACGAUCAUCAUCGAGAUCGUCACCAUGGUGAUUCCUACCGAAAAAGUGAUUCCUCAAGAAAGAGACUGUAUUCGUCAUUUAGCAAUGGCAAAGACCACCGGGACAGAGACCAUUACCGAACAGACAGCAGGUAUCACAGUGAAAGUAAGCAUAGAAAACUUGAUGAACACAGAAGUCGGGAUCACCGAUCUGGUCCAGACACCAGCUCAAAGGAGAGUCGCUCACAUGCUGACCAUAGAUCUCACUCAGAUCACCGUUCGAGUUCAGAGCAUCGAUCUCAUUCGGAUCACAGAUCCAGUUCAGAAUACUCAGGCCAUCACAAAUCCUCCCGGGAUUACAGGUACCACUCAGACUGGCCAGUGGACCACAGACCAUCGAGUAGUGGUCCAAGAUCUCCCUUGGAUCAGAGAUCUCCAUAUGACUCUAGAUCACCAUUGGAACAUAGAUCUCCCCUCGAAUAUUCCUCUGAUCACAAAAGUACCCCAGAGCACAUCUGGAACAGCCGUAAAACAUAACAGCACGAGACUUCGUGUCUUUGCCCAAUGCAGCCAUAAAAAAGUGAACACAAUAAAUGCCUUAUGUGACUUAUAGCAGAUAAGAGCUGCUUCUCGAGCAGUAAUAUUGUUACUCCUCCUUACAGGUUGCAAGGUUGUUAUCUCAAGAAGAAAAUAUUUUUGUAUUGAGGUUAAUGCUGCACUGUGCUACAACUUUGUGGCAUGUUUUGUUCCUGUUUUUUUAAUUCAAAGGUGGACAUGUUUACUACUGCAUAUAUUGGAACACUGCCCCGAACACACUGGAUCAUAGAAUUAAUUCUCCUCAGACAUAGAGGGUUUCAACCUCAUCAACCAGAAUUAUGUGUUGAAGAACAAAUUUAAAUCCAUGCAAGUACACAAGAUUAUGCAGGAAUUUAGGAGCGGAGUAAAAAUUUAGACUGUUCAGAAGGCAGAGGACUCUAGUACACCUCCCAAAGUUAUUUGUAUUGAGUCUGUUUACAUUUUACACUGCGACCACAUUGCCCAGUUCUUGGCAAGCUUGAAUAUUUAAAUUCUGUACUUACAACUGUAAAAUAUUUUGUUGAUCAAUUGUAAUGCCUUUGAAAAUAUACUACUGUAAAUUAUUGUAAAUUUAGUGGAUCGAAUCUGAGCUUUUUUUCUUCUCAGGCUUUUUUUGACUACUUUCCUUUCCCCACCAGCUCAGGCCUUCACAUCAUGAGUAUAAAAUCCGUGUACUACAGUUUUUAAUGAAUUGUCAUUGAAAUCACUGUUUAGAAUGUAAAAUGGGAAAGGGAAGAUCAAUUCCAUUAUAUCUAGUCCUGUAGUACUUUUUUAUUGAUAACUUGUAUUAGAAAUGUGUUUAUUUACUUUAAACUCAGUGUUGUGAUUGCUGUAGUAACUAAAUAGGAGAAAUUCCUUAAAAUUCAGAUGUCAAAUUAUAGUUUGAGAUACAUUUUAUAAACAGAUCUACUUCUCCCCCUCCCCACCUUAAGAUUCCAUUUACAGCAAGAACAAUAAAAUGAGGUGAAUUUGAUAUAUCAUCUUCCCUAUUCUUUUCCCUACUAAAACAGGCAAUAAUAUGAAACGUGCUAUGCAGUCAGAUGAAUUUCCAACGCAUUGGUGAACUGGGGAAACUAUAUGGUGUUAUAAUGCACACCGAUGUAAAUAUCUGCUAUAUAUUACAAAGUAAAUUUACAGAGAAUGAUGUGUGAAUUCCUGACAUCUUUUUCACCCUGGAAGAAAAAUGUCAGAUUUGUACAAAUCAACACAUUCAUUAUCAGUAUCUCUUCCCAUCCCCUUUAUUUCUCCAGAAAGUAUCACAGACUUUUUAAUAAAGUAAUUUUGUAACUCUCCCUUGCAAAUGUGUGCUUUAACUUUGGUCAAAAACAAAAAUUGCAACUGUGCCAAGUAAUAAUGGGAUAGACAUUAUAGCUGUGAAUAAAUUACACAGUGAACUAAUUUAGAGAUGUAAAUAUAGUUUGUAUGUGCAAAUACUGGAAAAAAAAUCUAAUCUAUGCUAUUCGCUUUCAUGUUUCCCAGCCCCUAAGAAUGAUGAUAGAUUGAAAAAUGGGCAACAUCUAUUUGCCAUAACAAGGUAUAUGUUAUACUUUGGGUAGUGCUGCGGUUAGCGUGACGCUAUUACAGCUCAGGGCAUCGGAGUUCAGUUCCGAUGUCAUAUGUAAGGAGUCUGUACAUACUCCCCAUGGACUCUGGGUUUUCUCCAGGUACCGGGUUAGUAGGUUAAUUGGUCAUUGUAAAUUGUCCUGUGAUUAAGAUAGGGUUAAAUCUGGAAUUGCUGGGUGGUGCGGCUGGAAGGCCCUAUUCCGCACUGUAUUUCUAAAUUAAAUAAAUAAAUAUUUUUGCAGUUCCACAAAAUACUGUGUGUCAUUAACAGACUGGAUGAAUUAUAUCCUGUUGUUAUACUUAUAAAAGAAUAAAGGACAGGAAAGCUGUGCUUCAGAGCUCAGAUGAAGAAUUGACUGUUAAAAAUCAAUUUUUUUUCCAUCUCCUCCUGGAGUGUUCUUUGAAAUGAUCUUGGGAAUACCACAGCGAUUCUAUUAAUUCUACUUGUGAUAUGAACCAAUGGAUAAACCAUACAGUAAAGCUAUUGAUAUAUUUAUGAAAAACACCAGUUUUAUUGACCUAUUUUAAUAAUUAUGUUAAGGUAAAUAUUGCAGCUUUUGGAUCUUUUAAGUAAUGUAGAUCAGUCAUGUUUAUGAAAGAAAAUCUUUAAUUGGAUGAAUUAAUUGGAUUAACCAGAUGAAUAUAAAAUUGAAUAUGCUAAAUUUAUAUAAAAAUUCUUUGAACAAAAUAUUCUGUGAAAAGCCAGUAUACUUUUGUAGUAAUAAGACUGUCAUCAAUUGUGUUUAUUUACUGUAAAGUAUCAUUUUCAUCAAUUCUUCCUAUAACAGAGGCUGAAUUGUUUGAUUAUCAGAGGAAAUACUGGUAGAACUUCCAAGCCAUUAGAAGGAUCUUUUCUUAAAAACCCAAAUUAUGUACACACACCAACAGGAGAAUAUGAAACUUGACUCAAGUGAUCACCCUACCCAUCACCGAAUCAAGUGUGUAUUGUUACUUUUGAGGGGCAACUAAUGCUUAAUGGGGCUCUACUUUUUGGUAAUAGUGCUGUUAUCAGGCUGAAUUAGAAACUAAUCAUACUGCAAACCAAGCAUUGAUUUUUUUUUAUUAGCAAGCUUGUUAGCAUUUUGCAGAAUGUGAUUUUAAGUUAUGAGGUUGAUGGGAGAACUGAAAUGCACUUUUUAAAAUUAAAAGUUUGUAAUACUUUUGAUUGAGGUAAUAAUGCAAAAUGGGUUUUUAAGUUGAGGAUUAUUUAAAGCUUUGUCCACCAUUAAUCUCAGUUAUACCACAUCUGCUUUUUAGUGUGUUUUUUUUAUAUGGCACGAAUUGUUCUGGUAAUUGAAGUCCUCAUCAAGCUGCUGAUUAGAUUGCUGAAGACUACUGUGUUAAGGUAGUGAUUCAGUGACAGCAGUUUACUGAAGAUGGAUGUAGUCCGGUCAUUGCUGAAAGUUUUCUCCACUAUAACUCUGAGUGGCUAACCUUCUGUUAUUUUCACUGCAAAUUAUUGGGCAAUGUGAACCUUGCUGUAGCUUUUCUCCAACUAUAUGCUGCAAUGUUCAUUCUUAACAAUUUCAAACUUGCUCUGAUACCUCAUGAUUUUUUAAAAAGUGGCAAAUAACAACACACACAAAAUGCUCAGCAUGUCAGGCAGCAUCUGUGAAGGGUCAAGACCCUUCAUCAGAACUGCCAAAUAAACUGAUGAAUGGUAAGACAUCAAGGAAUUGGCAUGUUCAAGUAUUUGCUGGCUUAAGCAGGGUGUGUUUUUUAGUGUCCUAAGCUCAAUAUAUAGCACAUAAUAUUGAAUUCACAUGUUUAUAUAUUUUUUUAAAAUCUGGAUUAUUUUCCCCAAAUUUUGCAUUUAGGGUAUUUUCCGCCAUGUUAAACAGCAUCCAAGGUAAAUACAAUGAUAUCAAUGUCCAAGUAAGUGACUCCAUGUUUUCACAUCAUUCAUCUAUCUAUACUUUAAUUCAGCAGAGGAACAUUAGUUCCGAACUGAGAUGAGGAAUUUCUUUAGCCAGAGGGUGGUGGAUCUGUAGAAUUUGUUGCCACAGCUGAGUAUGGAGGCCAAGUCUAUGUAUAUUUAAGGUAGAGCUUGAUAGAUUCUUGAUUGGUCAGGGCAUGAAGGGUUACGGGGAGAAGGCAAGAAAUUGCGGCUAAGAGGGAAAAUGGAUCAGCCAUGAUAUGGUGGGGCAGACUUGAUGGGCUAAAUGUUCUAAUUCUACUCCUUAUCAAAAAGACCAACAUAAGCUUUCAGAAAUUAAAAUUCUUGUCAUAAAAUGAAUUUGUCAAUCACCUAUAAUAAAUGCAGUAACAUGUUCUACAGGGUGUUUGUCAGUGAUUCAUUUGCAUGAGAUUAGUCUCAGGCAAUUUUUAAACAAAUAUUUUAAUGUUGGAAGUAAUCUGCAGUGGAUGUGUUUAUACCUGCUAUCAUUAUUUCUGCCUAUAAACUCUUCUUAUCACCCUCUAAUUGGGUUCGUUUUUCUUUAAUGCUUUACUCAACAGCUAAUAUCUGCAGUGAGAUAUUACAAGUGAAUUGUUGGACAAAUAAGCACCAAUCAUUUGGUUGAGAGAAUUAAAUAAAUAAAGGCAUCCAUUAGUCUUGCGAGACCAUGGAUCUGCGCCUGGAAAGUCUUCACUCUCCAGGGCACAGGCCUGGGCAAG